AGGCGGGUUUGCGCAGUUUGCUGCUCCUGGUCAAGGUCAAGGUCAAGGUCAAGGAUUGCCACCUCCGACUGCCGCCUCGAGUCAUACAAGCGCAGCACAUCCUCCCCACGCAGGAGGAUUCCAUCAGGCUCCGUUGCAAGCACACACGGGCGCAGGACCGGGACUCCCGCCUCCGACACAGAUGGCGCCGCGCACGACGACUGACACAUCAGCAUUUGGCGCGCCUCCACCGACGACGACUGGUGCUGCGUUUUACUCCCCGAGCGGCCACGCAGGCACAUACCCUGGCCAACACGCUGCACCACAGGAGGGUCUCAUGGUCUCGCAGGGGCGUCAACCGGGGCCGCCGGGACCCGCUGCUCCACCGCCGCUCUCUUCCUCCUCCUCCUCCUCCUCGGCUGGCCAGCAGUUCCACACUUUGCCGCAGCCGCCACCCGGAGCACCGUCAUCUCAGCAGCAGUUCCACGCCUUGCCAUCCGGAGCGCCGCAUCAGCAGCAGUUUGGACAGCAGCAGUUUGGCAACACUUCUUCGCAGCAGCUCACUUCCCCUCCGCAGCAACACCAGCAACCACAACAACAGGCCCCGUCUCAACAAGCAUGGCAGUCUCCUGCGCAACCGCCGUUCAACCCGGCCGCUGGGCAUCCUGCGCGCACCGACCCCAACUCGCUUUCCGGGCCAAUUGCCAGCAUGAGUUUGCAACCACAGUCACUUCAGUCGCAGCCGCAGCUUCCUCACCAACCACCACAUGCUCAGCAACCGUCGCAGUUUGGCGAGCAGCAAUUCCCAUCGAGCCAACAACCCGGAUUCCACGCGGCCGCACCACCCCAAUCGCUCCCUCAGGCUGCCGCCCAACCCGGUUAUGCGCCUCCGCAGCAGCAGCAGCAGCAGCAGCCCUCGGCUUUCCCACCUUCACAGCAGCCCUUCUCGCCUCCUCAGGCUGGUUUGACACCUGCUGGAAUGCCGCCUACUGAUGCCGGAUUCUCUGCCACCUCGCCUCAAGGAGCAUCGGCCAAUCGUCGGCGUUAUCCCACCCCUGCUGCAGCAGCUGCCUCGUACGGAGCCGCUCCUCAACAGCCUCAACUCAACAGCCAGAUGCCGCAAUCCCAGCCGCCAUUCAGCAAUGGACCGCCUGGGUUUGCACCCCAAAGCGGCCAGUUUGCCGCGCCAACCCAGCCGUUUGGCAAUCAGCAGCAAGCGCAGCAGCAAGUGCAGCCACAGCAGUUUGGCCAGCAACCUCCCUCCCAGUUUGGAGCUGGUCCUGGUAUGUCUGCUCCGCCUUCCACGCAGCAGCCACAACAACCGCCCAUGCAACCAAACCAGUUUAGCAACCAGCCAUCCUUUGCUCAGCAUCAACAACAGCAAUUCUUGCAACAGCAACAGCAGCAGCAACAGCAACCGGGAUUCCCACAGCAGCAACCUGCUGGAUUCCAACAACCUGGAUUCCAACAGCCACAACCUGGAUUCCAGCAGCAACAACCUGGAUUCCAACAACCAAACCAGCAGCUGCAGCAACAGCAGGGCGGAUUCCAACAAGCAGGCAAACCCCCGCAAAAGCAAAGCCGAAUUGAUCCCAAUCACAUUCCCUCGCCAGUGGCGGUCAUGGAGGGUGACCAGCAAACCUUUGACGGCGUUGCAGCCUACAUUGCAAGUGCACCCGUCGCCGGCUUGGCCCCUUCUGCCUCGUUUACCGGAGCGACCACGCCCACCGCGACUGAGAGCAAACACAUUCCGCCUCUGGCAUCGACAACCGUUCGUCUCGUUGAUGACGGCAACUGCACACCGCGCUUUAUGCGUGCAACAAUCAACAAUGUUCCCAUUUCCGAAGAGCUGCUGAACAAGACCAAGCUGCCGUUCGGCGUCAUUGUGACUCCUAUGGUUGACACGACGCCUGGCGAGCAGCCAAUCUACGUUGCCGACCACGGCACCGAUGGACCCGUGCGAUGCAACCGUUGCAAGGCCUACAUUAACUGCCACGUGACGUUCAUCGAUGGCGGCCGCGCGUUUGUGUGCAAUUUGUGCAGCCAGAAGAACGAAGUGCCUGCAGCCUACUUUUGCAACCUCGACCACACUGGCCGGCGUCUCGACGUGAACGCGCGUCCCGAGCUCCGCUUUGGCUCGGUCGAGUUUGCUGCCACCAAAGACUACUACAACCGUCCUCCGCUUCCUCCGGCCUACGUGUUUGUGAUUGACGUGUCGUGGCACUCGGUGCAUUCGGGAGUGCUCUUGACCGUCAUCCAGGCCAUCAAAAGCUUGCUCGACUCGCUGCCCGCUGCCGUCCCAGUCGAAUCCCCGAGUCAACCUGGCGACGAUCGCAUCGACAGCGAACCUACGAGCAGCUCCGCUCGCGCCACUGGCAGGACGCGGUCACCUGUCAAGGUCGGCUUUAUCACGUACGAUCGCGCAGUGCACUUCCACAACCUAAACCCUUCGCUGACGCAGUCACAGAUGCUCAUUGUGAGCGACGUGACGGAUGUUUUCUUGCCGCUGGCGCCCGAGGGCGGGUUGUUGGUUGACGCGUUCCAGUCGCGCUCUUUGAUUGAAUCCUUCCUCGAUCGUUUGCCGCAGCAAUUCCACGACACGAAGCAAUCCGACCCGGCGAUUGGCCCCGCGUUGCAGGCCGCCCAUCUCGCUGCCAAGGAUCGCGGAGGCAAGGUUCUCUUUUUCCAGACCACCUUGCCCAGCUCGGAGCUUCCCGGCAAACUGACGCGACGAGAUGACGUCAAGUUGCUAGGCACGGACAAGGAAAAUACCAUCAUUGCGCCCAACCCCACCGACACGUUCUACCGCAAGCUUGCCACAGACUGCACCGCAUCCGGAGUGUCUGUUGAUCUCUUCCUCUUGUCGCCUUCGUAUCUCGACGUCGCGACUGUGAGCCAAGUGAGUGCGUUGACUGGCGGUUCUGUGUAUCACUACCCGAACUUUACAGCCGCGCUGGACGGCGAGCGUCUCUUCCGCGAGAUUCGCUACACUGUCACCCGCACCACCGGCUACGACGCGCUCAUGCGUCUGCGCUGCAGCAACGGGCUGCGUGCUGUCGAGUUCUUUGGCAACUUUAGCAUGCGCAACACAACUGACAUGGAGUUGGCAGGCAUUGAUGCUGACAAGGCGAUUGGCAUCCAACUUCGGCAUGACGACACGCUCAGCGAGCGCCAAAACGCAUACUUGCAGCUUGCCCUGCUGUACACGAAUGCGCACGGGCAGCGCCGCAUUCGAGUCCACAACAUUGCGCUUCGCAUCUCGAAUGUUAUUCAAGAUGUGUUCCGGCACGCUGAAAUGGACACCAUCCUGAAUUUCAUUGCCAAGCAGGCUGAUCGCGAUGUCCACAAGAAGCCACUUCGCGCCGUCCGCGACCAUUUCAGCGAUCUUUGCAUUGCCAUUCUGACCAACUACCGCAAACACUGCGCGGCCAAUUCGUCUCCUGGCCAGCUCAUUCUGCCAGAAGCUCUGAAGCUGCUACCCGUUUACACCAACGCCCUUCUCAAGUGCGAUGCGUUCCGAGGAGGGUCUGCUGUUGCGCCUGAUAUUCGCGCGGCGACCCUGCAUGCCCUGUCGUGCAUGGCUGUCUCCAAUUCCAUCCCUUUCUUCUAUCCUCGGUUGUUGUGCGCAACUGACGCUCGUGCCAGGGAUGUUGUUGAUGAUCGUCUGCCUCGACUGGUGCGCACGUCGUAUGAGCGAUUGGAUGAUACGCAAGUGUAUCUGUGUGAGAACGGCGUGUACUUGUUUGUUUGGGUUGGGCGUAACACUUCGAGCGAGCUGCUGCAAUCCUUGUUUGGUGUUCCGACAUUCCAGGCCGUUGACACGACAAAGACAUCACUUUCGGCGUUCGACAACCCCAUCUCUUCCAAAAUGCGAUUGUUUGUCGACAUCCUUCGUCGCCAGCGCCUCUCGUCCCGCUUUUUGCGCAUGAGCAUUGUGAAGCAACAGGACGCUUCGGAAGUUGCCUUCCUCAAUAUGCUAGCGGAAGACAAGGGUCCCGAUACCAUGUCCUACGUGGAUUAUCUUUGCCACAUUCAUCGCAUUAUUCAAGCCGAUAUCUCGACCAAUUCCUAAUUGACGUGUCUGCCUUUCUGUUUGCCAUUUUUCAGAAUGAAAGCGAUUUUUUUUCAAUGACAAAGACGGAAACAACAAAAG
Messenger RNA from Capsaspora owczarzaki ATCC 30864, 4132 nucleotides. Its product is annotated as protein transporter Sec24-like CEF. The coding region runs from base 182 to 4051 and encodes 1289 amino acids. The record is from RefSeq and is a predicted model, not a curated record. NCBI's taxonomy places the organism in Eukaryota, Filasterea, Ministeriida, Capsasporidae. Gene Ontology annotation, cellular component: endoplasmic reticulum exit site; COPII vesicle coat. Gene Ontology annotation, molecular function: zinc ion binding; SNARE binding. Gene Ontology annotation, biological process: COPII-coated vesicle cargo loading; endoplasmic reticulum to Golgi vesicle-mediated transport; intracellular protein transport. The transcript is spliced from 5 exons.